AUGUCUACAAUUGCACAGUGUGUUUCUGGUUACGGCCAAGGAACGGAUACAACUGCCGUGCUUACAAAUCGAUCGAAAUACAUCACUAUUAUUGGAGACGAGCCAUAUUACUCUCGCCAUUCGAGAACUUUUCCGUCGGCGAGACACAGAAAGGGAACAAGACCAAUGCAUACAACAACGCUUACAUAUGAAGUGAAACCAAUUCAGACCUCAUAUGUCAGCUGUAUGAAAGCGGUGAGUAAAUAUUUCCUUUUAUUAAUAUAGUUAAACAGCUGUCUUGUGUUUGAAUUUCGAUCGCAUGAUGUUGAAGAUGUGCGAGGCGGGAAGACAUACAACAAUUAAGUUAAGAAGUGUUUGAUCUUGAAACUGAACUAUCAAUCAGUCAUUCUUGAACAGUCUUACAUUUCCGCCAGCAUUUAUUGUACCCUUCCUUUCAAAAAGGAAAAUUUGAUGACUUUAUUGCUCAGUUAUUAACACUCAACAAUAUCCGGUUUCGUGACUGUAUGGAAUAUUGUUGGAGAGUCGAUUCGCCAGAUGGCAGUUCGCCCAGACUAAGUCGAUUCACCCUAUGUGUAUAAAACGAUAUCGCCAAACAAGAAUCGGUUUGUUUAAAUUACAGUCCAUCAAUAUUCCAUUUGCGAAAUGAUCGAGCUUGGCAACAAAGUAUGAUUAUUUGAACACGGCCUCCAUGAAAAGCAGUUUUUAUUUUUUAUAUUUUGUACCUGUUUUUGUUUGUAGUUAGGAAGAUAGCCAGAUACUUGGGUUAAUUUUUGCUGGGUCUUGCCCCUAGCCUCUCAGAACCCUAACCCCGUUAUACUCUAUUCUGUGGCCAAACAUAGAACCCAUCCUAGUUACAACUGGGAAACUGUAAUUUUGAUGAUCCCACUUAGUAACUUUCUGUUUAUGAAUUGACUUUAUAAAGCCUUUUAACUAGGUCAUCUUGAGAUGAAUUGACACAUCGGUUAAACUUAAUGAAGUAAAAAUAUUCCCAUUUUUAAAUCGCUACCUACCUGAAUUUUUUGAUUCCCCAAAUCCCAAAAAUGUGCGAUCCCAUUCUAGUUACUGUAAUGAAAAUGUAACUCCAUUAUAGUCAGUCCAGCCGUGAAGAUGCAACCCCAUCCAGCGGCAAAUCCCCAUUAUCCUAUUAUUAGGAAGGGGGCGUUCCUACAGGCUGAGUCCUCUGCAGGCUCGUAUUAUUCUCUUUUGGACACUAAGAGGUCUCUGUCAGAUAUUAUCUUGUAUUUACACUGUCUGAUCUGUACACUUUUUUAAACAGAAUUUUUCUGGACGUAAGGAUUUGCCACCUGGUCAGAGACCACCAGCGUACCCAUCUCAACACACUUCAAACUUCAGUAUUGGAAUUUUACCUGGACAACAGCUUGACACUCACUCAAGAACAACAUAUGUGAAACAUCAAGUCAGACCGGUAAGUAAAGAUAAUAAAAUGUUAGGGUGGGGUGAAUAGAAGUCAGUAGAUUGGUACCCUGGGAGCUCAUAGCUUCAGCCUUUGGCUGAAGAUACACCAACCAGCGACUAACUCAAAACAUCUCCACUGUACUCCAUUGCCACACACAAGAAAAACCACUGGUACCCAGGGUACCUGCAGGGGUGGUGGGGGAGGGGGAGGCGAGGGGGUACUAAGCCAAUAUUUGGGUAUAGGUUAGGCUGCCAAAGGUUUGAAACCCUGAUCCUGAAUAGGACAAAACCCUCGAUUUUAUAACCUUGUUUAGAACAAAGAAUGUGGACACCGGACUUGCCCAGACUUGCCCGAAAUUGUAUACCCUGUUUAGGACAGACUUGUGCAAAAUUAUACACCCUGUUUAGGGUAAAGAGCCAUAAUCUGUCCAGUGGCACAUCCCCAUAUAGGUCAUAUAAGGGAGUACUUCCCCCCAGGCCAGGGUAGUAGAUUGGAGGAGGAAAAAAAAAAGCCUCAAAUAAGUCAUGUUAGUUUUUGCUAGGGGGGCAGUUUUUAUUUGCUCGGCCUAAAUAAUUAUUAUACUGAAUAACAGUUUGGCUUAAUUAGUGUUAUAGUUGCCUGUGAAGAAAAAGACAAAUAAUUAUUAUAAUCAGCAAACUUACUUAUGGGAUGAUACUUUAACAGGCUGAAGAGGUCCAUGAGGAUAACAUUAGAUGGAACAGUCAAAUGGCUGGAGAGGAUAUGAUUCAAUCAACAAGGCAUCAGGGCUCUCAAGAGGUUUGUAGUUUUGAAUUUGUAGUACAUAAAAAUAUGCAAUGAUGUUUAUCGGUGAUGUUAUCAGUUAUCAGGAAUAAAAACUGUUAUUGACAGUAAGAUUAGAAGAGGUAUGUUAAAAAUUUAGAAUGAUAAAGACAUAACCCGCUAGUUGUUCGGAUCCCUCCGAAAGCCAGGACUUCAAAUAGGCCAAACCUAUCCAAAAAGAUUUCUCAAAGUCCAAAAGAAGUUAAGACACUGUUAAGAAGAUUUCAGAAAUUCUCAAAAAAGGGAACAUUCGAUUCUCGGGCGUCAUUAGGAAAUACAGAAAACGAAAAAACAGUUUGGUAGUUUAUACCGACUUUCUGUGCCAAAAAAAUGUUGAGAAAUACGUUUUGCAGUUUAUCCAAAAUAUGUAUGGUGAAGACUGUGAGAUUACUCUGCAGGGCUUCUGAUAUUUCGCGGAAAAAAAAACAAAAUUUCGCGGCAUUUUCAGGGGCAAAUUCGCGGAAAAAUCGGCCGAUUUCGCGGGAUUUUCGCGGGAAAAAAGUCAAAAUUCGCAGAAAAAUCGGCCGAUUUCACGGGAAAUUUUGGGGGGAAACUUCGCCAAGAAACAAUCAGUAAAAAACAGCCGAUUUCGCUGGAUGUGUUUGGCAAAUUUCGCUAAAAUCGAUCAAUUUUGCGUCGAUAUGACCAGCAUUGUUUAACGUUUUUUUAACAGGGAUAAUCACUUGCUCUUUCAACAACAGUUCGCUCGAGAAAUGAGCAAAUGCUAAAGCUGUUAACAUUAUGGUUAGUGCCCAGUUUUUCGCAACGUUCAUCUAAGACGCCUGGUAGUUUUGAGACUUCGUUUACUCGUUGCAGUGACGAAGUUUCAAGAUAAAUUUGGACGUUUGAGGUGAAUAGCACAGGUCUAAUAGCCAAGAUAACUAUUAAAUGUAUUUUGCCGACAUGCAUUUGGAAAUAUUUCUGGCGGAUUUCGCGGUAUUUCGUGUUUUUUGGGGAAUUUCGCGGGAUUUCGCGGGUCCGCGACCGCGCGAAUUAUCAGAAGCCCUGACUCUGCCUGCAGAUGAAGGACCAUAAAAUAACCACGCACUUUUCAGUUAAGCUUUUUAUGUGGUUUAAGUUCCUUAACGGUAUUUAGGACAUUUAGGGAGUCAUGGGUUCAAAUCCUAGCUGAUUUUACCCAUGCUUGUGAUGUUUGAAUAAACAUUUUCUGGCAGAAAUUAGAACAACCAGGGGUUAUUUUUCCAUCAACAGAUGAACUUUUCCACCACAUAUUACAAGGUUCAUGACCUUCUUGGCAGACAGCGAGGUCCUGGUGUGAAAAGACUUCCACCUAUAAACUACACUUACAACAUCAUUACAGGUAAAGGCAGCAAUCUUCAUGUGACAUUAUUUUAAAGCAGCGUGCAGGACGUCCUGUUUUUUCUACCAGCAUAAUAUAACUCAAGCAAAAUGUUUAGAGAAGAAAGGAAAAAACAGAAACCUACUACAUCAACACGAGCCAAAGGCCUUUUUGAGUGUUCCUCUCAGCAUCUCGUAUUGGCAUGGGUUAUAAUAUAAGGGUCGCGAAAUGGAAUAGGUUUUUCAUGAACCAGGGUUUUAAAGACAAAUGGGGGCGAGAUUCAGGAUUAAUUCUACUACACAGUAAUUUUUAAGGAGUUAUCAUAACUCCAAAAAUGGAGAAAAAAUUUUAGGUACAGGAUAAGUCCUUUCUUGGGUUAUUUUUAACUCCAAAUCUGGGGCGAUUUUUACUCCUGCAAAAGAGUUCUUUAAACUCCUUUUUGGAGUUAAAAUAACUCCCAAACAAAUAACUCCACUGUAAGGUGUUAAAUUAACCCCACUAGAGGAGUUAUUAAAGCUCCUUGAAAAUUACUGUGUGCAUGUAUGCCUCGUAUGCUUGGGAUGUGGGAAAUAAUCAUUGGAAUUAUGAGAUUGAGAGAAAAUUUAGGUCGGGAUGACCCUAUAGCACGCCAGUAUUAAAAAGAAACAAGUAAAUGAAAAGUAGGAGCAAGGAUUUUUGAACCUUUUCUAUGAAUUUAAUGGUAAAACAACCAUGUUUUUUGUUAUACAAUCAGAGCGCGUGAAGUCUCUGUGUUCUCAUAAAUCGUUGUCUUCUAAGCCAUAAUCAAUAGUCACACUCCUUUUUUUCGUUGUUUUACUUUUGAAUGAUAGAGGAAAGAUAUCCACUUUCUUGCAGGUGAACCCCUUACCAGACAGAUGGGUGAUGACUACAGGCUUACUUCAGGAAACAGGAUUCUAAACGAAGCUCGACAAAAUGACAGAGGACAGUUCCUUCUGGGAUGAUUGUAAUAGAUCUAGAGGUUCUCAGACAUUAUGGACAGUUCUUCCUUCAAAACUUUUAGAAUUAUUUUCUCUUAUGACGGAAAUCACUAUAAACUUAAGAAGUAUGCCGAAUUGAAACUUAUAACUGUAUAAGUGAAAUGCAAAUUUCAAGACUCAUGAUCAUAAGGUAAUAUAAGAGAGUUUUUCUCUUGGGUAAUAAUAUUUUUGCUAUGCUCAAUGGAGCUCUAAAGACAAUUUCAAUAAUUUUUGGUCAUGUAGGGCACUGGAAUGUACCCCAUUUUGUAUGUUAAUUUAUUUUCCAAGAAAUGUAGUUUGCAGAAAAAUUAUAAUAUUGGUUACAACCCCAGCUUGUUCUGUUUGUUUGCGACCCUGUAAGGCUUGUUGUUAAAACUUAUCUGUGACCUUUGGUGGUAACUGGGAAGUUUCUUCUAACAUUAUGAACAGCAUUCACUGAUUUGCACUUUUUUACUGUGAGCACCGCAAUGGACAAAAAAAAAAUUAAUAGCACACAUCACAGAUUACAAAGAGAGUGAAUUCCCACAAAAAGUGUUUCAAAUUAAAUUACUUUACUACUCUUGUUCUGACCUGUUAUUUUCUUUAUCGCAAAACAUAAUGUCAC
Porites lobata is the source of this 5099-nucleotide messenger RNA. NCBI's taxonomy places the organism in Eukaryota, Metazoa, Cnidaria, Anthozoa, Scleractinia, Poritidae. The record is from the annotation of a GenBank genome assembly.